Molecule: messenger RNA, 3484 nt
Organism: Hyla sarda
Lineage: Eukaryota; Metazoa; Chordata; Amphibia; Anura; Hylidae
Gene: PHTF2
Product: putative homeodomain transcription factor 2
Exons: 20
Coding region: 355-2679 (774 amino acids)
Cellular component (GO): endoplasmic reticulum
Source: RefSeq, a predicted model, not a curated record
UAUAGCUGUGCUGCCAUCCCCAUAGCUGGUCCAUGUCAGAAGGAUUUGGCUAUCAUUCAUCGAUUCUCUAUCAUCCUGCAGCCCUUAUCUGUUCUUGGAUCUAGAGGAGAAAUAUAGAACAAGCCAAGGUUACUGAAAAGACCCAGCACAGGGUAGGUCAAUAGGCUCAGUGCUGAAAGCAAAUGACGUCCUUGUGAGGAAAAGAACGUCAAAUAUUAGUUUGUUGGCAAGGUACUAAAUGACUUUCCCAAAGUAACAGGAACUUUAAAAGAAGCAGUCCAGGCCUUUUUCUUAUAUUGUACAUCAUAGGCUACUAUUAGAGAAUAAGCCUAAGAUGUCAAAUGUGUAGAAUAAAUGGCUUCCAAAGUGACCGAUGCAAUAGUUUGGUACCAGAAAAAGUUUUCAGCCAUAGACGGUAAUCUACUUAGAGACUUGGAAGACAUCUUGAUUGGAGCUUAUGACCAACAAAUAUGGGAGAAAUCUGUGGAACAAAGGGAAAUCAAGGGUUUAAGAAACAAGCCAAAGAAAACUGGGCAUGUAAAACCAGACCUGAUUGACGUGGAUCUUGUGAGAGGGUCUGCAUUUGCGAAGGCAAAACCAGAAAGUCCAUGGACAUCUCUUACAAGAAAAGGAAUAGUUCGAGUUGUAUUUUUUCCAUUUUUCUUUAAAUGGUGGCUUCAAGUAACCUCAAAGGUCAUUUUCUCAUGGCUGCUUCUACUAUAUCUCCUUCAAGUUGCCUCUGUAGUAUUAUUUAUCAUAUCACCUGGGCCUCACUGUGUACCACUUACUGAAGUUAUUGGGCCAAUAUGGUUAAUGCUGCUACUUGGAACAGUUCAUUGUCAGAUUGUAUCAACACGGACAGUUAAAUCACCUCCAGUCAUAGGCGGAAAAAGGAGAAGGAAAUUAAGAAAAGCAGCACAUUUGGAAGUUCAUAGGGAAGGCGAUGGCUCUAGUACCACAGAUAAUACACAAGAGGGGACUUUGCAGAACUACGGUACAAGCACUUCUCACAGUAUUGGCGCAGUCUUCAGAGAUAUCUGGCAUGCUGCUUUCUUUUUAUCAGGUUCAAAGAAAGCCAAAAAUUCCAUCGACAAAUCUACAGAAACUGACAAUGGUUACGUGUCAUUAGAGGGGAGAUUAACAGGGAAAAGCAGCGAGGAUGGGGUUCAAGUGCAUGAGCCGCAAAAUGAAUCUAUCCAUUGUGAAGAGACUACGUGGGCGUCAGCAACAAACAGAACACAUCAGAUCCAAUCUAAGACUAUGUACAAUAAAUCCAAAAUGGAUGUGCAGAGGUCGCCGGCUAACAUCUCAGAUGAGGUCUCCAGUGAAGAUGACCCAAGCACAGGAUACACGGCACGUCGUAGUAUGGAUCGUCCUCAUGGUGACUGCAUGCUUAGGAACAGAAAGACUCAUCAUUACAAAAAGCAUUAUACAACUGAGGACAUUCAAAAAUCAGGAACCAGUUGUAGUUCUCGUUGCUCAAGUUCUCGACAAGACUCUGAAAGCGCCCGGCCAGAGUCUGAGACAGAAGAUGUUCUUUGGGAAGACCUACUGCACUGUGCCGAGUGUCGCUCUUCCUGCAGUAGUGAGACCGAUGUAGACACCAACCAUGGAAACCCGUGUAUGAAGAGGGAAUUCAGAGAUGAUCCAUUUCACCAGAGUCAUUUGCCUUGGCUACACAGUUCUAAUCCAGGUCUUGAAAAAGUCAGUGCUAUAGUGUGGGAGGGCAAUGACUGCAAGAAAGCAGAUAUGUCUGUUCUGGAGAUUAGUGGGAUGAUCAUGAAUCGGGUGAACAGCUACACACCAGGAAUUGGUUAUCAGAUGUUUGGAAACUUUAUCUCUCUUAUUCUUGGAUUAACUCCAUUUGCCUUCAGACUGUCUGAAUCCAGAGACUUGGAGCAGCUGGCAACACUUUCUGCCUGUGAAAUUUACAACAUUGCUUUUGGUUCCAGCACAGACAUCAUGGUCAUUUCCAUGGUGGUUAUUAGUUUUGUGGUUCGGGUUUCCCUGGUGUGGAUUUUCUUUUUCUUAUUGUGUGUAGCAGAGAGGACAUACAAACAGAGAUUACUGUUUGCAAAAUUAUUUGGUCAUUUGACUAGUGCUAGGAGAGCUAGAAAAUCUGAAGUUCCACACUUUCGCCUAAAGAAGGUCCAAAAUAUAAAAAUGUGGCUGUCUCUUCGUUCAUACCUAAAGCGGAGAGGCCCCCAACGUUCAGUUGAUGUAAUAGUUUCUUCAGCUUUCUUACUGACCAUAUCGGCGGUGUUCAUUUGCUGUGCACAGCUUCUUCAUAUUCAUGAAACUUUUUUGGAAUGUCACUACAACUGGGAACUAGUAAUUUGGUGCAUUUCAUUAUCUCUCUUUUUAUUGAGAUUUGUUACACUUGGAUCAGAAACCAGCAAAAAAUAUAGCAAUACCUCAAUAUUGUUGACAGAACAGAUCAAUUUGUACUUGAAAAUGGAGAAGAAACCAAACAAGAAAGAGGAGCUGACACUUGUCAACAAUGUGCUAAAAUUAGCUACGAAGCUAUUAAAAGAAUUGGACAGUCCCUUUAGAUUAUAUGGUCUGACAAUGAAUCCCCUGCUUUACAAUAUCACGCAGGUGGUUAUUUUAUCAGCAGUUUCUGGUGUUAUCAGUGAUCUCCUGGGAUUUAAUCUCAAGCUAUGGAAGAUCAAAUCAUGACACUGAACAGAGGGAUUUUCUACCAGUUCUCCGGAGCAUGAUUACUGACUUUCUGGCGUAAAACAAGCUGCCUCACAACGGUUACGUGCUUAUGUCCAGAAGCCGAGGCUUAUUGCAAGACCUAGUUUUCAAAACUGAAGUGUUUACAUCUGACUGACUUGUGCAAUUCCUUUAUUUAUUUUACCUUGUCAGUGUUUAUUGUUUUUUUUUUUAUUUAAUUUUUUUAUUCUUAUUUUAGCCUUCAUCAGCCUGUGAUGUUAGAUUUAUGCUUCUAUUCAUCAAGGCAAGGCAACCAGCACCUCUGGAUAAGCUCCCCAGCUAGUGGAGAGCCUAGAUUUGACACGUGUAUUUGUUGUGAGGGUUUUGCCCUUAUGGUUGUGUGAAGAACCAGUGGCAAGAAUACAAAAAGAGUAAAUAUGACUGAACUGGACACUCAAAAGUUGUCAUCUAUUGAGGAAUAAAGCCUCCAAUUUCAUUGUUCCUCAGUUUUGUCAACUGUUAGGAAACGUUCAUGCAGUUUGAGCAGUUUUUCUAGAACUUGAGCUCAAUGAUAGAAGAUCCAGAACACCAUAAGCUAAUCAGCCUUGUUGGAAUUUGACAUUUAUCGAUGAAUGUGGAUUGCAUUAAUUAUUACAUUUUCUUUGGGAUUACUAUUGAUCAAGUUGAAUCAUUCUGAAUCAUUGGCCAUCAUUUGUUUUCUCAGAAAACAAACCUUAAUGGGGGUUUCAAGGAGAGCUAUCACUGUUUUAUCUUUAUUUAUAGAUCCCGUGUUAAAACCACAUUGGAUAGAAAGCGCCAGCUUUAA